Molecule: messenger RNA, 1692 nt
Organism: Abrus precatorius (Indian licorice)
Lineage: Eukaryota; Viridiplantae; Streptophyta; Magnoliopsida; Fabales; Fabaceae
Product: ankyrin repeat-containing protein ITN1-like
Exons: 3
Coding region: 1-1692 (563 amino acids)
Cellular component (GO): plasma membrane
Molecular function (GO): protein phosphatase regulator activity; protein phosphatase 1 binding
Source: RefSeq, a predicted model, not a curated record
AUGGACUUUCCGAACCCAACAAAACCAACAUUGGUUCUCUCAGGUUCCGGUAACCCUCUUCUGGUUCCAAAUUCUAGUAAAUAUCUAUCAUCAUCGAAAUCAAAUGCGGGUAAUAAGAAGAAGUACGUGAGGCAGGUAACGGGUCGACACAAUGACACGGAGCUUCACUUGGCAGCGCAGCGUGGCGACGCCGUGGCUGUCAGGAAGAUUUUGAAUGCGAUCGACGCUCAGAUGGUGUUGGGGACUCUGAGCGGUGCUGAUUUUGAUGAUGCUGAGAUAAGACGUGCGAUUGUGAAUGAUGUUAAUGAAUUGGGGGAGACCGCUUUGUUUGUUGCAGCUGAUGGAGGGCACUUUGAUGUUGUCAAAGACAUCCUUCAGUAUGCUUCUGACGAGGGUCUUUCUUUGAAAAAUGAUAUCGGUUUUGAUCCUUUCCAUGUUGCUGCUAGCCGUGGUCAUUUAGCUAUUGUUCAGUUGCUGCUAGACCAUGAUCCGGGGAUAAUCAAGACAGUUUCCUUGUCAAAUGCUACACCUCUUAUAUCUGCAGCUACAAGAGGGCAUACUAGGGUGGUUGAUCUUUUGUUGUCACGUGACCCUAGUCAACUGGAAUUAUCUAGAUCCAAUGGAAAAAAUGCACUCCAUUUGGCUGCACGCCAAGGUCAUGUUGAUGUAGUAAAAUUAUUGCUUGAGCAGGAUCCACAACUUGCCAGAAGAACAGAUAAAAAAGGGCAAACCGCACUGCAUAUGGCUGUGAAGGGAGUGAGUUGUGAAGCGGUGAAGUUGAUCCUUAAGACUGAUGCCGCAAUUGUCAUGUUGCCAGAUAAGUUUGGCAAAACUGCAUUACAUGUAUCCACCAGGAAAAAGAGGGUCGAGAUAGUGAAUGAGCUAUUGCAUCUUCCAGACACCAACGUGAAUGCCUUAACAAGGGACCACAAAACAGCUCUUGAUAUUGCUGAAUCACUAUUACCAUCCGCAGAAAUCCUAGAGAUAAAAGGUUCCCUUGCUCGUCGCGGUGCAGUCAAUGCCAACAAUCUGAACCAGCCAAGGGAUGAGCUUAUUAGGAACACAGUGACACAGAUCAGAAAGGACGUUCUCACACAGCUUGAACAAACUCGAAAAACAAACAAGAAUGUGAACGGAAUAGCCAUGGAGCUACGCCAGAUGCACAGAGAAGGCAUCAACAAUACUGCAAACUCGGUAACUGUUGUUGCUGUUCUCUUUGCCACGCUUACAUUUGCUGCAAUUUUCAGUAUUCCCGGUGGUGAUGAUGAUAGUGGUGUGGCGGUGAUGGUAGGCACAUUACCCUUUGAUAUCUUCUUUAUUUGCAAUUCUGUUGCUCUUUUCACAUCACUAGCUGUUGUGGUGGUUCAAAUCACACUUGUGAGAGGUAGAACAAAGUCUGAGAUGAGUGUUAUGAAGGUGAUUAACAAAAUGAUGUGGUUAGCAUCUAUAUGCACCACCAUUGCAUUCACAUCAGCAUCUUAUAUAGUAGUUGGUAGGCAUCAUAAGUGUGCUGCAAUAUUUCUCACUGUUCUUGGGGGUGUUACAAUGGUUGGAGUUCUUGGUACUAUGACAUACUUUGUGCUUAAGAGUAAACGUUAUCAAAGAGCAAGGAAGAAAGAGAAGAAAGGAUUAAUGAGAGGAAACUCAGGGUCAGAAACUGAAUUAGAAGUGAGUCCAAUUUAUGCCAUUUGA